GAGAACUGCCGGGAACUGUCAGACAUUACCUUCUUCCUCAAUAGAUUCAUAUCAGCCCAAAUAACAAGUCCGGCUUUCGAGGGGUCAAGAGGCGACUGAACUGUUCCUUUUGUGUGGGGUGGAAGAAAAGCCCAGGAUGCUCAUCAACGCCGACACCGCAAUUUCUACUUCUUCGGUACUACUGGUACCAUACUCGGAAUGCCAUGUGCCCAAGUAUCAUGAAUGGAUGAAGGACCCAGAAAUCCAAGAAGCCACUGCUUCCGAGCCACUGACUCUAGAGGAAGAAUACUCCAUGCAGCAAAGUUGGCGUAACGAUGCAGAUAAGCUUACUUUCAUCGUAUGCUCGCCUCUAUCGGAAUCAAGUAGAAAUGAGCAUGAGCAAGCGCGCGGGGCAUCACAUCUUACUGAGCAAGAUGAUGCUCCGGGAAAAAUGGUUGGAGAUAUCAACUUAUUCUUACGAGUUGAUGAUGGCGAGGAAGGGGAGUCGGAACCUCAGAUCAUUGGUGAAAUCGAAUUGAUGAUUGCUGAGAAGGAAAACCAGAGGAAAGGAUUCGGUCGUGCCAGUCUAUUAACUUUCAUGAAAUAUAUUGUUGACCAUGAAGCGGAGAUUCUGGAGGAGUUUCUCGCCAGUGAGCCGGACUCGCUGGCGAAGAUCAAGAAGCCAUGGAAGUUCGUCUGUCUCAGUGUGAAGAUCGGGCAGACAAAUGCUCGAAGUCUGGCUCUAUUUGAGAGUCUUCUCUUCCAGAAAGUGACAGCGGAACCAAACUACUUUGGGGAGUUUGAACUGAGACGAACGGCAUUGGAUCAGGGUAGUAUCGAUGGCUCGCUUGCGAAAUACGGAAUCAGCGGGUUUACUGAAGUACGAUAUAGAUCACAAUAAUAGAGCAGCUUAUCGAAUGCAACGUGCAUGAGGCGUGAACUAUUUGUUGUGAGAGGUAGACUUGCAGAUUCAUUCGUGAUCAGCUCCCGGACUGUUGACACAGCGGCUAGGCGUGGUAUGCGUUUGCUACUCGAAUCUCGACUCAGUGGAGCUCUACAGGAAGUUCAACAUUACCAUGCCCACAGCAUAGGCAAUAGUUAAUCCCUAUCGAGAUGGGAAAUUGAGAGGCAGAUGUUCCAGUAGUACUGAAGAAGUCGAACCCAGUAUGAGUGUUUCAGCUGUUUUUCAUUGAUAUAUGGGAAUCCCUGAACGCCCCGACAAAGCAAUUCUAGGGCAUUAUUCAUUUAGCAGAAUAAGCUUGCAGGUCAUCCGCUGUUGAAGGAGUGGAAAAUUUCCCUGAAAACCCCACA
Paecilomyces variotii is the source of this 1290-nucleotide messenger RNA. RefSeq names its product N-acetyltransferase. The record is from RefSeq and is a predicted model, not a curated record. The transcript has 3 exons. Lineage: Eukaryota; Fungi; Ascomycota; Eurotiomycetes; Eurotiales; Thermoascaceae. Gene Ontology annotation, biological process: protein acetylation. Gene Ontology annotation, molecular function: N-acetyltransferase activity. The coding region runs from base 137 to 880 and encodes 247 amino acids.